AUGCGAGCUGGGAAACCUGUCGGCGGUCAACCGCUGGAGUUGUUCAGCUGUUCUCAUGGCGAGUGUGGCGCAACUUUCACCAGGCAGUGGAAACUCAAAGAGCAUGAGACUGUGCACACCGGGGCGCGCCCGUGCCAAUGUACAGUUGCCGGCUGCGGUCGUCGCUUUUCCAGAAGCUCUCACCUGCGACGCCACAUGCUUGAGCACACCGGGGAAAAGCAAUUCAAAUGCAAGUUUGUGACCUGUACAAAGGCUUUCUUUCACGCAAGCAAAUUGAAGAGACACGUGCGCUUCGCCCAUGGAGACAAAAAUAAGUACUUCAAGUGCAAACACCCAAACUGCUCUCUGACCUUCAAAAAGCGCAGAUUGUUUAAGUUGCACCUGAAGGAACAUGAAAUGGUUGCCAAGUUCAAAUGUUCGAAGGAUGGAUGCGCUGCCACAUUUGACUCCCAUAUUGCCCGCAAAGCCCACGAGAAGAAGCAUGCAGGUUACCGCUGCCCUCAUACUAAUUGCCAGGUAUUUGAACAUACCUGGGGGAAACUUCAGAAACACAUGAUUAAACACCCAGCAACAUUUACAUGCCAAGUGUGCAAGAAGGAGUUUAAGAAAGUGGAUUCUUUGCGGAGGCACAAGCGGAUGCAUGCUUCCCACAAGCCUGUGCUGGUCUGUCCCAGAGAUGACUGCCAGGCUUACUUUUCUACAACCUUUAACCUGCAGCACCAUAUUCGCAAGGUGCACCUUGACCUGCUCAAAUACAGAUGUUCCUUCCCUGACUGUACUCGCAUGUUUGCUAUGCGGGAGAGUAUGACAAGACACCUACUUCGCCAUGACCCAAAUGCUACCACUCUGAAAAAACGGCAGCGACCCAGAAAAACCUGGCAGAAGCGCUUGAAUGGACAAAAUCUGCCACUCGUGGAGGAAAACCUGCAUCACCUAUUUGCUCUGCGCAUGCGAAUCUCCAGACGUGCCAAGGUGGAAACGAACCUCUCAGGCCUCUUCAAUGAGCGCAAGAUCCAUCACUAUGUUGACCCAGAAGUCAAUCUGCGUAACCUGUUUGGGAUCAAACAGUAUCAGGCUCUGGAGAACGAGAUUGCGCCAGAACUGGAACACGCUGUCAUAUCCGCCGAGCCGAGCGUCCCAAACAUGCUCAAUGGGUACAUGUCUGAACACCUCUCCAACCUGCCAGACACCAUCAAAUGUGAGCAUUUGCCCACUCAAGUUGGUUACAGUGACGAACUGCAGUCAGGUCCAGACCCCGAUGAGGACGACGAGCAUGCAGAUGAGCUUCCCUGA
This is a messenger RNA of Pelmatolapia mariae (spotted tilapia), 1293 nucleotides long. RefSeq names its product P43 5S RNA-binding protein (gene 42sp43). The transcript is spliced from 11 exons. The record is from RefSeq and is a predicted model, not a curated record. Bases 1 to 1293 code for a protein of 430 amino acids. Gene Ontology annotation, cellular component: nucleus. Lineage: Eukaryota; Metazoa; Chordata; Actinopteri; Cichliformes; Cichlidae.